AUGGGUCUCGGGGUCUUCGCAGCCACGGAACUCUUGGAGGGCGCUAUGCUUGACCAGUAUUUAGGCGAGCUGAUUCCGACAACGUUGGCAGAAACUAGAGACGACGACGCCUACUUAUUCAAUAUAAGGGGUACUCGAGCUAGUUCGACCGCCAAGGAAUACGGGAACUGGACACGUUUUGUGAACCACCGCUGUCGGACAUACAAUGUCGAGGCGGUAAGCGCCAUCUGCGGGGGUAGGAGGACCAUCACGUUUCGGGCAUUGAGGAAUAUACCUCAAGGAGAGCAGUUGUUCAUUGACUACGGGCCGGAUUACUUUGGUGACAAGGAAAAUUUUAUUCUCUGCCGAUGCGCAGAUACUCGGGGUGCACAUCUUCCCCCAGGAAGCAGGGGUCCAAAACGAAAGGCGGGCGAUGACGACCCUGACGACUCGACCAUUGGAGGCAGAGUGAAGAAACGACGAAGAACAGAACAGAGAUCUGAUUUGACAAUAGCCGAGCAAGAUUCCUGGAUCGUUCGACAGAAAGAGUGGCUAGGCCAGCAAGCACCCAAUGGGUCCCAACAUUGGACGAUCUUGCACUGGCGCCUCCUUGAGCAGCUCAUCCGACAACGUCGGCAUACUCAGGACUGGCGAGACUCGCGCGAGUUCGGGAAGCUAAGUUCCGCCCGAGGCGACGGGUUGAUCAACAGGCAAGUCACCAUGGCGGUGACGGAUGUCCAGGGUAGGCAAAGGAACGCAGAGAUGACGAUCAAGGAGUGGCACAUCGACGUUACCAACGCAUUCGCCAGGGACCCAGUGUGCGGCACCAGGGAGGGCGUCGCAUGGGGCAAGCAGGAGCUUCUGAAGAGGAUUUUUGCGCUUGUCGUAUCAGCCAGGCGGAGAAGACGGAGGGCCGCACGGAACAGGUAG
Messenger RNA from Diaporthe batatas, 909 nucleotides. RefSeq lists its product as uncharacterized. Lineage: Eukaryota; Fungi; Ascomycota; Sordariomycetes; Diaporthales; Diaporthaceae. Bases 1 to 909 code for a protein of 302 amino acids. Gene Ontology annotation, molecular function: protein-lysine N-methyltransferase activity; histone methyltransferase activity; p53 binding. The transcript has a single exon. The record is from RefSeq and is a predicted model, not a curated record.